Molecule: messenger RNA, 2020 nt
Organism: Musa acuminata AAA Group (dessert banana)
Lineage: Eukaryota; Viridiplantae; Streptophyta; Magnoliopsida; Zingiberales; Musaceae
Exons: 8
Coding region: 326-1702 (458 amino acids)
Biological process (GO): protein transport
Source: RefSeq, a predicted model, not a curated record
CGAUUUGUAAUGGAAGAAAGAAAGAGAGAGAGAGAGAAAGAGAGCAGACAACGUUCAAACUCAAACCUCAUAAUGGCCAGUAAAAAAGCCUCGAUCAGGCCGCCGGCUUACGAGGAGAAUAAGAUUAGCAUCGGCAACGUCUCCAUUUAUACAUAGUGUGCAGCUUAUUAUUAGUAAAUCCCAAAGAAACUGCUGAUUGAUUUGGUUUGGUAAAGGCUGUGUCAAACGUGAGGAGCAAUGAGGAGAGAAAGAUAAUUGGUUCGGCAAGCGUCUCUUUGUGAUGACCUAGGCUCCAGAAGGAGAGUAGAACGGAGGGAAAGCAGAGAUGUUUGAUAGCUUGCUGGGUGGGAAGUUCUCCAACAAAUGCAAGCACGCCGUGAAGUGCAUAAAGGUGCGGAUGGUGCCCAUCUGGAACAAGAAGCAGGCCGUGCUGCGGUUCCUCAGGAAGGACGUCGCCGACCUCAUCGCCGCCGGCCAUGAAGCCAACGCCUUCCGACGGAUUGAUGCACUCAUCGUUGAGAUAAACCGCGCAACUUGCUACGACAUUAUCGCGCAGUGCUGUGAAAUCAUCUCGACUCAGCUUCCGACCUUACAAAAUCACAAGGAAUGUCCUCAAGAAGCCGUGGAAGCAGUAUCGACUCUAAUUUAUGCUGCAGCAAGAUUCCCAGAUCUGCCGGAGUUGUGUGUUCUCAGGCAUGUGUUCGCGGAACGAUAUGGGAGCUGCAUGGAAUCGUUUGUGAACGCCGAGUUCGUUGAGAAAGUUGGGAAGAAGUCAUUUACGAGGGAGAAAAAACUGCAGCUGAUGCAAGAUAUUGCCGAAGAGUAUUCUGUGCGAUGCGAUGCAAAAGCAUUCGAUCAUCAAACUACAUCAGAUGCGAUCAGGGGAAAACAUGGGUCCAAUUCUGCAAGCGCUGUGCGGGGAGAACAAGCAGAGACGGAGGCGGCGGCGGACAUUCAUGUGAUCUCAGCGAGCUUGGGAACGCGUCAAGCACGUGUCAAGCCGAGGAGAGAUCAUGGCGGAAGCUGUGAAGCUGACGAGCUCGAGUGUGGUGUUCGAGGGAGUCCGGAGAAGAAAGGGGUGGUUUCGGUCAACGGGCGCCAUGUGGAAGAGUACGGGAGAGCAGGCUAUUUGAUCCCGCCGUAUGUCAAGCCAAAGAUCCAUGGCGAUCCUGUUGCUGCUGCAGGUCAUGACACGAACGAGGGCGGCGAGGAAGCAGUUCUUCGCGGCGGCGAGAAGCCUAGGCCCGUUUCCGUGAGGCGAAAACUCCGAAAGCCACGGGUUGGCGAGACAGACGACGGCGAAAACUACGUCAAAGAGAAGAGUGCAGAUGGAGAGGGAAGACGACGACCAGCGUAUGACGAAGCAGAUCACAAUGCUGCGUCCGGUGGGCAGUACGAGGACGAGGAAGAGAUGGUCUUGGACAAGCUCUUGCUGCACUACAGCAGGAAAGGGACAGCUGAAGAAGGAAGCGAAGGAAGAAGAAGGGUCGGAGCUGAGCAUUUCGGCAAUGGCGGAAAGGUUCACCCGUUGCCGAGAGGAGCACCGCCUCCUCCGGUGCCGUCGGAAUCGGUAAACCCGGCGACUCCUGGAGCUACGUCGAUGCGGCCUGAUCCUGUGGAUGCUAAUGGAGGCCGAGUGCAUCCGAGUCUGCCGGAUUACGAUCAGUUGGCGGCAAGGUUUGCUGCUUUGAAGGGGACCUGAGAAAUACUAAGAAGUGCUCUUCCUGCAUUCUGCUCCAUUUCUUUCACCUCCAUGCAGUGAGCACCUCUGCUGAUGGAUUACAGAUCGUUGAUGCAAUCUGCAAGUCUUUCCUGUCCUGAUUCCCGUCUCUUUCUUCUUCAUGGAUAUAUUAGUGGAAAGUUCCAUCUUGCUUCUGUUUAUGAGAUUUCAACAGAAACAGAAGUCCAGCAACGUUGGAAGAGUUCUUCCACCUGUUAGAUCAUCAUGUAUUCACAGUUUAAGACAGUAUUGUACAAGAUAUCCAUAUGUCUCAUAAAAAAACCUAAUUGUUUGUUUUUA